Messenger RNA from Perca fluviatilis (European perch), 475 nucleotides. Its product is annotated as BOLA class I histocompatibility antigen, alpha chain BL3-6-like. The transcript has 4 exons. Gene Ontology annotation, cellular component: external side of plasma membrane. Gene Ontology annotation, biological process: immune response. The coding region runs from base 120 to 461 and encodes 113 amino acids. Lineage: Eukaryota; Metazoa; Chordata; Actinopteri; Perciformes; Percidae. The record is from RefSeq and is a predicted model, not a curated record.
CUCUCUCUCUCUCUCUCUCUCUCUCUCUCUCUGCAGAUCUUCCCUCAGUGUCUCUCCUCCAGAAGUCUCCCUCCUCUCCAGUCAGCUGCCACGCUACAGGUUUCUACCCUGACAGAGCCAUGAUGUUCUGGAGGAAAGAUGGAGAGGAGCUUCAUGAGGACGUGGACCACGGAGAGAUCCUCCCCAACCACGAUGGAUCCUUCCAGAUGAGUGUUGACCUGGACCUUUCAUCAGUCCCAGCUGAAGACUGGAGGAGGUACGACUGUGUGUUUCAUCUCUCUGGUGUGGAGGAUGACAUCGUCACCAAACUGGACAAAGCAGAGAUCAGGACCAACAGAGAGAAUCCUUCAGACAGGACCAGUCCCAUCACUGCUGCAGUGGCUGUUCUUGCUGUCGUCCUCGCCGCUGCCACUGGAUUCAUUUUUUACAAAAAGAAGAAAGCCAAUCUCCCUCCACAAUAACAGAGACACUCCCU